AUGGUAGUAAUCGGAGACUUCAAUGCUAUUCUUGAGGUAGAGGACAGAACACAUGGAACUGUGGUGCAGGACCAAGAGAUAAGAGAUUUUAGAGAAUUCAUGGAAGAGUCUGGUAUGACUGAAUUGAAAGCAAUAGGGAGGUCAUUUACUUGGACAAACAGCCAUGUCUUUAGCAAAAUUGACAGGGCAAUAGUGAAUGGAGAGUGGAUGAGCAAGAUGCCUAUUACUCAAGUACAUGUUCUAGACCCCUAUUUCUCUGAUCAUUCCCCCUUAUGCAUUGAGUUGGGAAGUCAACAAAAAAUAGCACCUAGACCAUUUAGAUUCUUGAAUUAUCUGGCUGAUGAUCCAAAUUUUGAGAUGAUAGUCGCAGACAGUUGGCAGAUGAGUACCAAUGCAGGACACAUGAAAAAAGUAUGGCUGAAGUUGAAGCAUGCAAAACAAGCAAUGAAGAGCUUAAAUACAAAGGAGUAUCCUAGGAUUGUUAACAAAAUUAAAGGCAUCAGGAGUGAACUUCAAGCAACACAACAACAAAUGAGAACACCUACUCAGGAUCCAUGUCACUUUGAAGUGGAAAAAGAACUAAGGUUACAGCUGGAGAAAUGGGAUGCAAUAGAGGAAAGCAUUUAUAAACAGAAGUCUAGAGUACAAUGGCUUAACUUAGGAGACUCUAACUCAGCUUAUUUUUUUGCUAGCAUAAAGAACAGGAGAGCUCAGAACCAGAUCAAAACACUUACGAAUGCAGCAGGAGAUAUUGUCCAAACAGAGAAAGGAAUAGAAGAGGAGAUUAUAAAUUUCUAUCAGGGACUACUGGGGCAGCCAAUACUAUACUACCUGCUGUAA
Molecule: messenger RNA, 840 nt
Organism: Nicotiana attenuata
Lineage: Eukaryota; Viridiplantae; Streptophyta; Magnoliopsida; Solanales; Solanaceae
Exons: 1
Coding region: 1-840 (279 amino acids)
Source: RefSeq, a predicted model, not a curated record